Molecule: messenger RNA, 3276 nt
Organism: Anthostomella pinea
Lineage: Eukaryota; Fungi; Ascomycota; Sordariomycetes; Xylariales; Xylariaceae
Source: the annotation of a GenBank genome assembly
AUGGAGGGCGCGUUUACUCACCUUGGGAAUCAUCUUGUCUCUGACUCUGCUGCCGCUAUUAACGCCGGCGACGAUGACCUGUCAACCCUUGACCCUGAUGAGAGUCUACUCUACGGCAAGUAUGGCGGCCGCGGCGGCCUAGGAAAUGGCCGACGUCGGAAUGAUGACGACGAUAACGAGACCGAAGUUUUCGACGAUGACGAUACCGAGAGCAUGGCGAGUGUCCCUGUCGGCGCUAUGAAGGGCCUGAACGUCAAGGCGCCUGAGGAGGACAAGGAGCUGCCCCCGCAUGCCUGCGCAUACUGCGGCAUCCACGCACCAGCUUCGGUAGUCAAGUGCCUUGCUUGCAACAAGUGGUUCUGCAGCGCACGAGGCAACGCAAGUUCGUCGCACAUCGUCAAUCAUCUUGUUCGCGCUCGUCACAAGGAGGUCCAGCUCCAUCCCGAGUCCGCGCUUGGCGACACGACCCUCGAGUGCUAUAACUGCGGUACCAAAAACGUCUUCCUCCUCGGCUUCAUCCCUGCCAAAUCCGAUACUGUUGUCGUCCUUCUAUGCCGACAACCUUGCGCUGCAGCGCCAUCCUCCAAAGACAUGAGCUGGGACAUUUCUAGAUGGCAACCCCUCAUCGAGGACCGCGGCUUUCUGCCGUGGCUCGUAACCCCACCGAGCGAUAACGAGCAGCUGCGUGCCCGACACCUGACCCCUCCCAUGAUCGCCAAGUUGGAAGAGAUGUGGAAGGACAAUGCAACUGCUACCAUCGCGGACCUGGAGAAGGCUGCGAGUGUCGAUGACGACCCUCUCCCAGUGUCCCUCAAGUACGAAGACCCCUUCGUGUACCAGAACAUCUUCGGUCCGCUCGUCAAGAUGGAGUCCGACUAUGACAAGAAACUCAAAGAAGCGCAGUCGGAAGACGGACUGGUCGUCAGAUGGGACAUGGGGCUGAACAACAAGCAUCUGGCCAGCUUUACUUUUCCUAAGCUGGAAUCUGGUGAUGUCAAGCUGGCCGUGGGUGACGAAAUGCGCAUCAAGUACAAGGGCGAGCUUCGCCCUCCUUGGGAGGGAGUCGGAUACGUGGUCAAGAUCCCUAACAACCAGUCUGAUGAAGUCACCCUGGAGUUGCGCAAGACGGGCAACGACAAAUCAGUCCCCACCGAGUGCACUCACAAUUUCUCAGCCGACUAUGUCUGGAAAGCUACCUCUUACGACCGCAUGCAGGCUGCCAUGAAGACAUUUGCUGUGGACGAGAUGAGUGUGUCUGGCUACAUCUUCCACAAGUUGCUCGGCCAUGAAGUUGCCGUUGCUCCCAUGAAGACGAACCUGCCUAAGAAGUUCAGUGUGCCUGGUCUUCCAGAGCUGAACAGCAGCCAGAUCAGUGCCAUCAAGAACGUAUUGGUCACGCCUCUGAGUCUUAUUCAGGGCCCUCCAGGAACCGGCAAGACGGUGACUUCUGCCACCAUCAUCUACCAUCUUGCCAAACUGAAUAACGGUCAGGUUCUUGUGUGUGCGCCUUCGAACGUUGCCGUGGACCAGCUUUGCGAACGGAUCAAUCUCACGGGGCUCAAGGUAGUACGCCUCACUGCCAAAUCCCGUGAAGAUGUGGAAUCCUCUGUCAGCUUCCUUGCUCUUCACGAGCAAGUCCGCAUGCUUGAUACCAACCCAGAGCUCAUGAAGCUCACUCAGCUCAAGAGUGAGCAAGGCGAGCUUUCCAGCCAGGAUGAAAAGAAAUUCAAGCAGUUGACACGUGCUGCCGAGCGCGAGAUUCUAAGCAAUGCCGACGUUGUGUGCUGCACCUGUGUCGGCGCCGGAGACCCGCGACUGGCUAAGAUGAAGUUCCGCAAUGUUCUCAUCGACGAAUCCACCCAGUCUGCUGAGCCCGAGUGCAUGAUCCCUCUUGUUUUGGGCUGCAAACAGGUUGUCCUUGUGGGAGAUCACAAGCAACUGGGACCUGUCAUCAUGAACAAGAAGGCCGCCAAGGCAGGCUUGAACCAGUCUCUAUUCGAGCGACUGGUGCGACUGGGGUUUACCCCUAUCCGACUCAACAUUCAGUAUCGUAUGCAUCCUUGCCUCUCGCAGUUUCCUUCCAACAUGUUCUAUGAAGGAUCGCUCCAAAAUGGUGUCUCUGCAGAGAGCAGACUCCGCAAAGAUGUCGACUUUCCUUGGCCUGUUAUGGAAUCACCCAUGAUGUUCUGGUCCAAUCUGGGCAACGAGGAGAUCUCUGCGUCCGGAACUUCUUACCUCAACCGCACUGAGGCUUCCAACGUCGAGAAGAUCGUAACUCGUUUCUUCAAGGCUGGCGUGCGUCCUGGGGACAUUGGUGUUAUCACUCCAUACGAGGGCCAGCGCAGCUACAUCGUCACCACGAUGCAGAACACCGGUACUUUCAAGAAGGAGAUGUACAAGGAGGUUGAGGUUGCAUCAGUCGAUGCCUUCCAGGGCCGUGAAAAGGACUUCAUCGUCCUGUCCUGCGUUCGAUCCAAUGACAACCAGGGUAUUGGCUUCCUUUCCGACCCCCGCCGGCUGAACGUCGCUCUCACUCGCGCCAAGUUUGGAGUUGUGAUCAUUGGCAACCCAAAGGUCUUGUCCAAGCAUGAUCUUUGGCACCAUCUCCUUGUCCACUUCAAGGAGAAGACAUGCCUCGUUGAGGGUCCUUUAUCUAACCUCCAGACUUCGUUGCUCCAAUUCAGUCGACCCAAGAAUGCUUUCCGUCAACGUCCGCAACAGACUUCCUAUGUCCCUGAACGUUUUCCCAAUGGGCUCUCUGGCGGGUACAACGGACAGCAUUCCAGUCAUGAUUUGGAGUCAGGUUCCGUCAUGUCCUACGUGCCUGAUGAUGCAUCCAGCAUUCAUAGUUCGACCCUCGGUGGUGCUGCUCUGGGCAACACAGCUUUCCCGCACAUGUUCUCCAACUUCAAUCCUGACCAAUGGCCUGGUCUUCCGGGUUUCAACCCAGCAUCAGGUGGCCGAAUGGGGGGCAAGAGCAGAGGUCGAGCGACUGAGAGCAUCGCCGGCGAGAGCGUUACGACGUCCGAGUACACCGAUGGGACUGCAAGCGUUAUAGGUGCCAAGGGUGUUGGCCAGGGUGGGGCAAGCCUCGGCGCUGGUCUCGACGCCCUUCGUUCGCGGCCUACGUCGUACACUCAUAGCGACCGACUGAAGCAGCAUGUUACUGACCAGGGCUAUCCUGGUUAUCCGAACGGCUUUCGCCGCCGGGUCGAUGAUGACGAAAAGUCUAUCAGCACGGCCUUUGCUAGCCAGAUCGGCGGUGGAUUUGAUUGA